Colletotrichum phormii is the source of this 900-nucleotide messenger RNA. RefSeq names its product necrosis inducing protein-domain-containing protein. The record is from RefSeq and is a predicted model, not a curated record. NCBI's taxonomy places the organism in Eukaryota, Fungi, Ascomycota, Sordariomycetes, Glomerellales, Glomerellaceae. Bases 1 to 900 code for a protein of 299 amino acids. The transcript is spliced from 2 exons.
AUGUUCGUGAGAACUCAACAACUUCUUACGGUAUGCCUACUCUUUUCUGAGGCUGCCCUAUCCGCCAUCCUGCCUCGUGAUGGCGAUGAUCCAGGUGGCCAUACAUGGGUCAACCACGAUAUGAUCACGCCUUUCAAACAGGACUCUUCGCCAGGAACAGAUGGCCGCCUAGAGCGCAGAUUCAACCCGUUCCUCGCUGUGACGGGAGGUUGUGAUCCGUAUCCCGCAGUCGAUGCCAGUGGAGCUCUUGGAGCAGGAUUAAAGCCUGCUGGUGGCGGAAGAUCGGGCUGUGGUAAUGGCGGCGCCGGCCAAGUCUACGCUCGCCAUGGAAGCAGUCACGGUCGUGAUGCUAUCAUCUACAGUUACUAUUUCCCCAAGGUUCGAUGGGGUGAGGGAGAUAACGAAGGACACCGCCAUUACUGGGCCAGCGUUGUGGUCUGGAUAAACCGAUGGGGUUGCAACGCCGAGAAACCCUCCUCGUACCGGGUCGUUGGCAUCUCAUACACGGUCGAUCACUUGACAUGGGGUACAACAGCUGUUGGUGAUCUCAAAUUCAGAGCUUCGCCCACGAACCCGAUCGUUCAGAUCCACGAUAACGCUAUGGCACCGUUCCAAGAUACAGACAUAUCUGCGGCCUCGAAUCGCACUCUAAUCGCGUGGAGCUCGCUACCUAGUCCGGCGAGACAAGCCUUGACUGACGUUAAGUACGAAAAGACACAAGUGCCGUUUAACGAUGCCAAUCUCCAAGGAUCUCUUGAUGGGGCUUAUCAACAGUCAUUCUACAACGGCUUGAAGGACGGUCAGGACUGUACUAAAGACAUUCCGGACCCUGACGGUCCUGAUCUGGCCCCCGGCGAGGAAGAGCCAACUGCAAUUCCUCUACCCCCGGUUGAUAAUUAG